Messenger RNA from Amoebophrya sp. A25, 1883 nucleotides. The record is from the annotation of a GenBank genome assembly. Lineage: Eukaryota; Dinophyceae; Syndiniales; Amoebophryaceae.
UUUAACAUCAAUGUAACUUACACCCACGACAGACAUAGAACUAGAAGCUAGCGUGAGCCUCUCCUAGAUCGAGAGAGUGAAAAUGUAGGUUUUUUGUUGCAACUGGAGUAGUUCCGCUCUGUUUGGCGUGUUGUUGUCCUGAGAAAAUGGUGGUGGUGGGCUACGGUGCGAUUGCGCAGGUUUCGCUGCUCGACCUCUCUCCUGUUCUCGUGGCCUAUCUCUGCCUGACGUAUACGCAGAUCCAACGGCCACACCACAUGAUAGAGAACACUAGGGCUGCGCUGGGCAGCGCAGCGAACUUGAAGCUAGUGAAGGAGGAUAGGGAGGAACGUGUCAGCCGCAAUGCUUCGGGCAGUAUGGCUGCAGGCGAGACAGAGCUGACAGGCGUAUGCAAGACCAAAUCUAGUGCAAGUGCGCCAGUUAGUGAUACUCUUAGCAGCAGCAGUUCUCGUAGUGGCAGUAGUCAACGAACACUCUCCGUGCCAGUGACCGACAGGACUGCCGGUGACGAUCGCGAGUGUGUGUAUGAUUCAGGGCUGCGGCUCUGGUUUUCGCGAUUGUGUUAUUAUGUCUCACUCGCGUUUCUUGCUUUUUUAGGCGUGUUUGCGUCUCCAGCGCUCGCAAGCCUUGCGCGCGUCAUCGUCCUCAACAGCCUUGCCAAGUUCGGGCUCUUCUCCGCAAGAUACGAUAAGUGGUUUGCAUCAUCCGGCAUUGCGAGACAUUUUCCCCCAGGCGGGGCGUGGAAAUUAGUCAUGCUCGUUUGUCUUUUAUUCCUCGCGCCCGAAUGUUCUUACGGGUUUUCGGCGCUGCUUGAAGGAGGUCUUCGUCUUCCCAAUUUCGAGGCGUCUUCAACACCCUUUUUGCAGCUUCUCGAUGCUUUGUAUUCCGGUGAUCGCGUACAAAACUUCUUUGGUGCGGAUAAGCAGGCCACUGAGAACGCUCUAUUGAUCGCAGUCAUGAUUGGCGGAACAGGGGUCACUCUGCUUUUAUGGCAUCGCUGGCAGAGGAACGACUACUCGAUGUUGCCGAUCAAGGGAACACGGCUGGUGAAUCUCUUGUGGGUCUCGUUCUUUAAUGCCUACGUGGAAGAGGUGUUUUUUAGGGGCCUCGUACAGGAAAAGCUGUUUCACCAUGCGCGGACGCGGCUCCUAGACGCACAAAGCGCGACGGGCUUGACAACGACCGCGUUUUUCGGUGGCUCUUCAACGUACAGUUACGGACGCGUCGAGUACCCGGAUAUGUACCUUGUCACGUUCUCGGAAUCGGGGGCUGCGUACUACGCAUGGCUCAUUUCGCUGCUGCUUCAGGCAGUCACUUUUGGUGCACUUCACUACUACGGCAUACCUAGCGGAUUUGCGGGAGUGGGACUGACUUCCAUCUACGGCGUUCUCAUGGGAUGCGUGGCUAUGCGCUUUGGCUCGCUACUCGUUCCCAUUUUUCUUCACACAGCUGCGGACUUUGUCAUCUUUUACGCCAUGGUGUAAAAAUCAUAUAAAUCACACAGUUUCAUCAGUUUGUUGUUUCUCAGAUGUCUUUUCUGUUCAACAUGGAGGUGCUGUGUAGUUUUCUGGGCAUUGCUUCCACAUUGCUGUUUUUUCGAUGUGGCCUUGUGAUUAAUCAAUGAACUUGCAGUCCAAACAAAAAGUGCGCUGCUGGGCCCAUCGUCACUGUCUUUACUUUCAUGACUUUGCAAAUGUUAUAGCAUGUUUCGCUGAGAGUGAGAUUGAUUCUUCACCUCUCACUUUCGUUGAGACAUGGAAGAAAUAGAGGGCAUCUUUCUACUGGACUGGUCUCAUCAGCAGGACUGAGGUGGCGUUCGUGUCGCAAAACUUGGCAGGCUGGUUGAAACAUAUACUUACUAGGCUCCCAAGAAAAAGAAUGAU